AUGAAUAUUGACAAUGGCCUAAUUAACGGAGUUGUAUUUAUUGAUUUAAAGAAAGCUUUUGAUACGAUCGAUCAUCAAAUUAUCCUGCAAAAGCUUAAAAAUUAUGGUAUUGACGAAAACAGUCUUACCUGGUUUCAUUCAUAUCUCACUGAUAGAACUCAAAAGUGCCAGGUAAAUGGUCAACUGUCAGAUUCUGUGCCAGUGGCCUGCGGUGUCCCUCAAGGUAGCAGUCUAGGGCCAUUGCUAUUCCUCACCUACAUUAAUGAUUUACCGAACUGUCUUAAUCAUACAAAUAUUAGUUAUGCGUCCGACUCAGUCAAAGAGCUCCAACAUGUCAUUAACACCGAAUUGAAAGGUCUAAGCGAUUGGCUAACCACUAAUAAACUAAGCUUAAAUAUUGUAAAAACAGAAUUCAUGGUAGUUGGAUCUAGACAGAGAAUAAAAACACUAAAUAAUGAAAUAGAUAUUGAGAUAAACGGUAAUAUGGUCAACCAAGUUACUUCG
Paramuricea clavata is the source of this 504-nucleotide messenger RNA. NCBI's taxonomy places the organism in Eukaryota, Metazoa, Cnidaria, Anthozoa, Malacalcyonacea, Plexauridae. The record is from the annotation of a GenBank genome assembly.